AUGCAUACUUCUAGAAAAUGUACCGGGUCUACGGUCGAUGACUUCUGGCAGAGGCUCAUUUAUCAGGUCGCCGAGGAGGAACCGGCGGUGCGACAUGCAGCUAUUGCUAUGAGUUCUAUGCACUGGCAAUUCAUACAAGAGGUCAACUUUUCCAACUCAAAGCCCUAUAUAGAAGAAAGUUCAGCUUUCACUCUAGCGCAGUGCACCAAGGCUCUUGUUUCUCUUCGCCAGAGACUAGCGAAAGGCGAUGCAUAUGCGACAACCAGCGCGCAUAGAGAGGCGGUUCUUGUUUCGUGCAUUGCGUUUGUGUCGCUGUCUCUCUUCCAGGGCGAUGUCAAGGCCGUGACUUCACACCUGCGGUCCGGUUACAGCGUGCUGAUGGAAUGGCAGAGGGUCAAUUUCGACGGGAACCCCUCUGGUGUGAUCCUAAUGCGCGCGUUUGCGGACCUGCAACUACACCGAAUUACAUUCUCACAGCCACAGCAUGAGAUGGAAGCCGAAGCGGACGAAUUACCGAUCUGGCAGGCCAUCACCGUAUGCCGACCUGUUUAUGGGUAUUCUGGGGUGUCUGAAAGUGACUUCUCCAUUGUUCUUGGAGCGAGUAUCACGGCAAACUAUCCACAGGGAUUUGAACGCCGUGUAGGACCUAGUAUACAGGGGAUGAACGAUGCCCUUGCCGAUCUACUCUAUCAGAAUAGCGCGGAAAAGACGCUCGCGGAGAGAUUAUUGAACUGGAAGAGCGAAUUUCAUGCUUUCAUUUCAACACAUAGAGAUACAUUAUCGCCCCAAGACCGUGGCCCGCUACUCGUGAUCGAGAUGUGGACUACGAUCAGUGAUGUCUUACUUUCGGCUCUCAUGAGGCCCUUGGAUGAGAUGUCUUAUGAUUCCUCUUUGCCUCUAUUCCAGCGGAUUAAUGCGUUAGCGUCGCUCUACUUGAGCCUGGAGGAGCAGGUUUCGUUGUUUUCUACCAAAACUUUGCUUCUCCAGGUCCUUCAUUUCACUGCCACGAAGUGCCGAGACUGGCAUACGCGCCGGGAGUCAUUAAGCUUAGUGCGUCAAUCCCGGCGGCGAGAAGGACUCUGGACAUCUAAUCAUUUUGUGGCUCUGUUAUCACACGUUUUUGAACAGGAGUCUGCUGGUUUGACGCCUAAUGAUGUGAUUCCUCGCGCAGCUCGUAUCGACCUGUUGCAUCUCAAGCCAUUGGAUCAGAAGAAAUUCAAUUCAUGGUAUCAUCGACCUUGCACUCCUGAGGAGAUUGCCAAUGGCGCUGAUGUUCAUGGAAAGUGGACCAAAGUGGAGCUAUCGGCUUAA
This is a messenger RNA of Penicillium nucicola, 1311 nucleotides long. RefSeq lists its product as uncharacterized. The record is from RefSeq and is a predicted model, not a curated record. Bases 1 to 1311 code for a protein of 436 amino acids. NCBI's taxonomy places the organism in Eukaryota, Fungi, Ascomycota, Eurotiomycetes, Eurotiales, Aspergillaceae. The transcript has a single exon.